Pseudoliparis swirei is the source of this 1220-nucleotide messenger RNA. It is a transcript of the gene cbr1, whose product is annotated as carbonyl reductase 1. The transcript has 7 exons. The coding region runs from base 109 to 939 and encodes 276 amino acids. The record is from RefSeq and is a predicted model, not a curated record. NCBI's taxonomy places the organism in Eukaryota, Metazoa, Chordata, Actinopteri, Perciformes, Liparidae. Gene Ontology annotation, molecular function: carbonyl reductase (NADPH) activity.
UGCGCCGCAAACCGCCAACUUCCGUCCCCCUUUUUGGUGUCAUGUGAGUUCCCUGGACGCUUCGCUUCUCUCUGCAGCUUCAACACCGCGACGCCAACAGCUCAAAACAUGUCCACUACCAAGGUCGCCGUGGUUACGGGGAGCAACAAGGGCAUCGGCCUGGCCAUCAUCCGGGCGCUCUGCAAGCAGUACGACGGAGACGUUUACAUCACCGCCAGAGACGUCGGCCGCGGCGAGGCGACGACGGCGUCUCUGGUCGCCGACGGGCUGAAGCCCAAGUUCCACCAGCUGGACAUCAACGACCUGCAGAGCAUCACCGCCGCCGCCGCUUACUUCAAAGAGAAGUACGGAGGGGUGGACGUCCUGGUGAACAAUGCUGGGAUAGCAUUCAAAGAUGCAGACACGUCUCCAUUCGCCGUGCAGGCCGAGGUGACCCUGAAGACCAACUUCUUCGCCACCAGAGACAUGCUGACCCACUUCCUGCCGCUCGUCAAAGCCAAAGGCCGCGUGGUGAACGUCUCCAGCUUCGUGGGGGUCCGGGCGUUGAACAAGUGCUCUCCGGCCCUGCAGCAGCGUUUCCGUAGCGACGACAUCACGGAGGAGGAGCUGGUGGGGCUGAUGGAGCAGUUUGUGGAGCAGGCCAAGAGGGGCGAGCACGCCAAGGGAGGCUGGCCCGACACGGCCUACGGGACGUCCAAGACCGGACUCACGGUCCUGUCUAUGAUCCAUGCUCGCCGUCUGUCCAAGGAGAGACCAAACGACGGGGUGUUGGUGAACGCCUGCUGUCCCGGUUGGGUCCGCACCGACAUGGCGGGCGACAAAGCCCCCAAGUCCCCGGAGGAGGGCGCCGUGACGCCCGUGUACCUGGCGCUGCUGCCGCCCGGCGCCACGGCGCCACACGGGAAGUUCGUCUCCGAUAAAGAAGUUCAGCCGUGGUGAAAAGGGGGUGGGGCUUAACACAAUAAUCUGACGCAAUCGUCACGCAAUGAAAGAAAAUAAGGACCUGAAAUACAUAACUCACGAGUCCGAUGGCUUAUUAUUGUUUUAAUAUCCAUUACAUCACUUUGCCUUCGCUAUAGUAUAAACAUUAUUAAUGUUUUAUGUUUGUGUGAAGUAAAGCCUGAACUGGAUGAAGCUAAAAUAUUGUGCUAUAAAUGAAAAUAAAAUGCUUUUCUGUGAAAUUUAUUAAAAUUGAAAAAAUAAAACAAUAUAAAAAAAUU